Molecule: messenger RNA, 4252 nt
Organism: Amblyraja radiata (thorny skate)
Lineage: Eukaryota; Metazoa; Chordata; Chondrichthyes; Rajiformes; Rajidae
Gene: prom1a
Product: prominin 1a
Exons: 29
Coding region: 467-3157 (896 amino acids)
Cellular component (GO): microvillus; apical plasma membrane; cilium
Molecular function (GO): cholesterol binding
Source: RefSeq, a predicted model, not a curated record
AUGAGGAUCUAUAAAGGCAUUUUCUCUGUGCUUGUGCUAGUUAAUGCUCACCAGUGGACGGAUUAACCUACCCGUUGCUAAACAGAUGCAAUUUCCGACUGAGCAUUAGUUCAUGGAGCUCAGACGGCAGGAUCUUUAACCACCUUUCCUGCUGUCAUUUUCUGCUAUGCCAGAGAUGGUGCACUAAAUCAGUUUCUGAAGAAGGCUUGAGUUGUAAUUUGUUUGGAAUUGGAGUGCUGAAUGAAGACUCGAUGAAGAAUUGAGCGAUCGCUUUGCUUUUUUUCUUGAAUAUUGAUGUGUGAACAGCUUGAAAUUAUGCUGACACAGAGGCAGAGAGACUGAAGUGGCUCCCCAGUCUCCUGGUUACCUUGAACUGCUCUGCCUUACUUCAAGAUUGUUCUUUCUCUCUAAAUUUGGAAAAAUAGAACGCCUGAGAUUUUCUUCUCUGAAUUGAGAGUUUGCAAUCAUGCUCAUCAUGGUAACAAUACUUUUAUUGAUGCUUUGUAGUAGCACUGGAAGUGAUGAUCAGCCAUGGGGCUACACAGCUGAAAAUAAAGCAUUGGAGUUUGGGGCUGUACCUGCUAGCAACUAUGUGACUCAGGUAUAUUACGAUCCAGGACUUGAAGGAAUCCUGUUCCAGCUGGCACGUACAUUUCUGCAUGUCGUACAACCAAAUCCUUUUCCUCAAGAAUUGAUCAUUGAGGUAAUAAAGCAGAACUACCAACACGUUCUUCAGCAGUAUCAAGAGUCAGAAAAUGUUGUUCUGAUGCUACAGAUAAUCUACUAUGAGAUUGGUUUCAUCAUCUGUGCAGCUUUGGGAAUUGUGUUUAUACUGCUCAUGCCUAUUUUGGGCCUGUGUUUCUGCAUGUGCCGUUGCUGUGACAACUGUGGAGGUGAGCUGCACCAGCGGCAGAAGAAAAAUACUGAUUGCAGAAGAAGCUGCUUUGCAACAUCCUUGCUGCUUGUAACGGUACUCAUAACGGCAGGGACCCUGUGCAUGUUUGCAGCAAAUCAAAACUUUACCAACCAAAUUAAAGGUGUUAAGAAGCUGGUCAACAACAACUUCCAGGAUCUACACACUUUGCUCGAUCAAGCACCAACACAAAUAAAAUAUAUCAUACAUCAAUAUGACACAACCAAGAACAGAGCAUUCUCUGAUCUUAACAAUAUUGACCGUGUACUUGGUGGUAAAGUGAAAGUUCGCUUUGCAAAGGAUGUUAUUCCUGCGCUGGAUGCUUGCUUCCACAUGGCCAAAGCCAUCAGAGUAAGCAAGGAAGCUUUAGAGAAGGUGAUUGUCUCCAAGCGAACAUUAGAGGAAGCAACCAGCAAUCUCCAGGGAAACCUGUCUGCUGUACGAACAGAUCUCGGCAACACACUGAAUGACGCAGCUUGCAAAGCACCAGGAACUGUUGACCAAUGUGAUGACAUAAGGGCUUCACUGGACACCAUCAGCAUCAAUGUAAAUUUUAGCCAGUUAGAUAAUGUGGAUUCUGAACUUGCCAAAGUGAACGAUGUGUUGAAAACUGACUUUGAAGACUUGAUUCAGAAGGGACAUGCGUCAUUUAACAAAACUCCAGAAAUAAUUGAAAAUGAAACCAAGGCAGUUUCAGCAGAUGUAAAGAAGGUUCUCAAUGAUGUUGGUAAUAUGGUUUCGGAUUUCAGUAAGAAACCAGCUAUUGAUGACGUGAUCAAUACUUCUACUGCGUAUCUCAAUCAGGGUCAGAGAUAUUUUCUUGAGUAUCUUCCUUAUUUGGAAAAGUAUGAUUUCUACAGAUGGCUCGGUGGAAUUGCACUCUGCUGUUCAGUUGUGCUUAUACUUACUUUCAACUACCUUGGUUUGCUGUGUGGAUCCUGCGGCUUUGACAAGCAUGCUUCGCCAACCACCAGAGGCUGUGUAUCCAACACGGGAGGCACCCUUCUUUUAGCUGGUGUUGGAGUCAGCUUCAUCUUCUCCUGGCUUUUGAUGCUGGUAGUUGUGGUCACAUUCCUUGCAGGAGGAAAUGUAGAAAGACUCAGCUGUCAGUCUUUUAAAGACAAGAGUUUAUUUAAGCUUUUAGAUACUCCUUAUUUAUUGAACUCGCAGUGGAAAAAUUUCCUUUCUGGAUAUCUGUUUUCUGACUACAACGUAAACCUCACCUUCGAUCUAAACCUCACUUUUCAGAGUGUGUACAGCAAGUGUCGCAGAAAUGAAGGAGUAUAUUCAGCCUUCCAGCUACAACAUGUAUUCAAUAUUAAUGAUGUAAAUUUCAAUGCAUAUACAGCUAAUGUGACGGACAAAUUCAGCAAUGUUGAAGUGAACUUUAGUAGCAUAAUAAUACUGGAGGAAGAGGCUAAAAUUGGUCUGCGUGAUUUCACUGAUACUGGCAUUGACAAGAUAAAUUUUGCUGCCUAUUUCAAUGAGAUUAAAAAAAAUGUGACUAAGGUGGACCUUGGGGUAUUUGCAAAUGAUCUAGUAGCAAAAGUAAAUUCACUGCCCGCAGGAGCCUUGGCAAAUGCAUUAAGAAGAUAUGCAAACAAUAUUCGGGAAAUAUACAGGCAGCAAGUGAUACCUCUCGAAGCAGGAAUGAGAUAUGUUGAAGCACGGAGUACGUUGAAUCACAGUAUUGGAUUACUGCAGAACAUAGCAGCAGGCUUAAAGGUGAAAGUGGAAGGUAUAAUUACUGCUGUUGAAUCUGCUCAGUAUCUAAUUCACCACAACGGCACUGAGAUCGUAAAGCAGGAAAUCUAUCACUUCAUGAAGAAUCUAAUUGGCUACUUCACAGAAUAUUUAGAGUGGACCGAAGAUGUUAUGAACAAUGAAGUUGCAAUCUGUAAGCCCGUUGCUAAUGUGGUGGAUACAGUUGAUAUGAUACUAUGCGGUUUUAUUGUGGAUUCCUUGAAUGGAUUUUGGUUUAGCCUUGGGUGCUGUACAAUAUUUUUAAUUCCAAGUAUUAUAAUUGCUGUGAAGUUGGCCAAAUUCUAUCGACGGAUGGAUACAGAGGACGUAUAUGAUGACAUUGAGAUUAUCCGUAUGAAAAUUUUGGAAAAUGGUAGUAAUGGUUAUCAAAAUGAGCAUUCACAUGAUAAUCAAAGUCCAGUUUUAAUAAGCGCUCUACCAUAUGAUACUUUGACCAGAUUUCCCAGGGCUUCUGCUCCGCCAAAGCAUUCUGGUUGGUGAGACACACCUGUCUUUGGGUUUGUUAAGCAGUAUAAUGGAAUACUGGUAGAUGAACAGGGCAGCUUCUUGGAGGAGAAACUUCACCAGUUUAUGGGUGCAACAACAGCUUCACAGAAGGCCUUCAAAUGAUUUCAGCCUCGUCAUAGUCAAUAUGCACCUUAUUAACCACGUGUUAAGAUAUAUUGGGAAUAAACAAUUGAAGUUACAGUGUACUUACAAAAAAAAUGCCUUGGUCUAUGGUCAAAUGGUAUCAACGUAACUACAAGUCUUGCUCAGUGAUUGAUUGAAAGAUAAUCGGGUACUAUUUUUCCAUUUCACAGAGUAUUUUAUAUAAUUUUCAAUUUACGACUCCACAACAACUGGUGUUUCAGUCGAAUCUUUUCCUUAUUGGCUUGUAACUUGUUACUUUAGCACUUUUACUAACAUUUUUGUUACAUUUGUUCAUGUAUAAUUUAAACUCUGAGCAGUUUAAAACAGAUUUUGGAUAACUCAAGCUGAGUGAAAUUGCGUUUUGUAAUUUUGAAGGUAGAUUGUUUUCUAUACGUAAACUGUGGAUUGGGUAAAAUAUUUUACGUGAAACAAGUUUAGAAGUGUUAAUGCAAUAAUACACUAAAAUUGGAUUUGUGCUGUUGUGUUAUAUGGACGGCUGUUCAAACUAAUGAAGAGAUUUAUUUUAUGUGAAAAGUAGUUUAUGAAUCCUUUUGUUAAAUACAUUGAAAACCACUCUUCAAAAGCCUGUAGUAAACUAUUAUAGAAGAAAUUAAGAAAACUUCUGAUUGGGACUUCAACUGUUUUCUUUGAAAAUAUUAAUACCACUGUAGAGUAUUUCGGUGAAAUUGGUUAGAACAUUAAGUUAACAUGAGGCUGCCUGAACCUACCAAACAUGCGCAACAAUUUAAAGGAUACAGUAUUCAAAGUAUUUAAAUGAGUUUAUCUCUGUUAUUGUGUAGUUCAGUUGCUUCAUUGUUGGGUAGAAUGUGCAAAUACUGUACACUUUAAUUAUAACUUUUUUUAGAAUUUGUAAAUAAUGUCCAAAGUUGUAGAUUUAUGGGAUUUCCUCUAUUUUGAAUAUUCAAUAAAAUAUCUUGGAUAUUG